UUAACCAAAAAAGUAACUGAGAAGAGGAGAAGAAGAACGUCUGUCAUGGGCUGAGCAACCGGAGAGAGAGGGAGGGAGAGGCCGCCGAGGGCCCAUGGCGUCGUCUUCUUCUUCCUCCGCCGCCGUCGUCGCGGAGGGCUCGGCCGCCCGCCGCUUCUGGAUCGCCGCCUCCACGCGGGAGGCCGCCUUCGCCUCCUACACGCCCUUCCUCCUCUCCGUUGCCGCCGGCAACCUCCGCCUCGACUCCUUCCGCCACUACAUCGCGCAGGACGCCCACUUCCUCCACGCCUUCGCACGCGCCUACGAGAUGGCCGAGGAGUGCGCCGCCGACGACGACGAAAGGGCCACCAUCGCCGCCCUCAGGAAGGCCGUCCUCCAAGAGCUCAACCUCCACGCUUCCGUCCUCCAGGAGUGCGCUUCGAUAUCCUCCAUCUACAACCAAAAUGCUUACCAACUGCGAUACGGUUUCAGACUUUCAGAGUGGGGAGUUGAUCCUACCAAAGAGAUCCCUCCAAGUCCAGCAACAACCAAGUACACUGAUUUCUUACUUGCAACUGCAGCUGGAAAAGUCGAUGGCGCCAAAGGUUCUGACAAAAUGGUCACACCAUUCGAGAAAACUAAAAUUGCUGCAUACACUGUUGGGGCUAUGACUCCAUGCAUGAAGCUUUAUGCAUAUCUGGGCAAAGAACUCACAGUUUUCCUUAAACAAGAUGAAAACCAUCCUUACAAGAAAUGGGUUAACACAUAUGGAUCCAGUGAUUUUGAGGAUAAUGCGCUCCAAAUAGAAGAGUUGCUAGACAAAUUGAGUGUCUCAUUGACUGGUGAGGAGCUUGAGGUUAUUGGGAAGCUCUACCAACAAGCUAUGAGACUAGAAGUGGAGUUUUUUUCUGCUCAGCCUGUAGACCAACCUGUUGUAGCUCCACUUUCAAGAUACUGUGAUCCAAAAUACAAACUCUUGGUCUUCUCUGAUUUUGAUUUGACAUGUACUUCUGUUGAUUCAUCUGCCAUUUUAGCAGAGAUAGCAAUUUUGUCGCACCAAAAGGCUAGUCAAAGUGGGACUGAUAAUACCCUCAACCAUACUAAGUCAGCAGACUUGAGAAAUUCAUGGAACAUCAUCUCUAAGCAAUACAUGGAAGAAUAUGAGCAAUGCAUGGAAAGACUACUUCCUCCAGAUGAAGCAAGGUCACUAGAUUAUGAUCAACUGUACAAAGGUCUGGAGGUGUUAGCAGAGUUUGAGAAACUUGCAAAUUCUAGGGUUGUCGACUCUGGUGUCCUAAGGGGAAUGAAUUUAGAAGACAUCAGAAAAGCUGGGGAGCGGCUUAUUCUUCAAGAUGGCUGUAGAGAUUUCUUUCAGAAGAUUGGAAAAACAAGGGAGGGCCUCAAUUUAGAUAUCCAUGUUCUUUCCUAUUGCUGGUGUGCAGAACUUAUAAGGUCAGCCUUUUCAUCAGUUGGUUGUCUAGAUGGGUUGAACAUACAUUCGAACGAGUUUGCCUUUGAGGGAUCUGUUUCAACUGGUCAGAUUGAGAGAAAAAUGCAGUCUCCAAUAGACAAAGUUGAAAAGUUGAAAAGCAUCAAAAGUGACACGGACAGUACAUCACCAUUACUGUCUGUUUACAUUGGAGACUCAGUUGGAGAUUUGCUUUGCUUAUUGGAGGCAGAUAUUGGUAUUGUUGUUGGAUCAAGCACAACCUUGCGAAGAGUGGGGAAACAGUUUGGUGUUUCUUUUGUCCCGUUGUUCCCUGGUUUGGUAGAUAAGCAGAGGCAACUAACAGAGCAAGAAGCAUCCAUGUUCAAGGUUCGGUCUGGAGUUCUUUAUACAGUUUCUAGCUGGUCAGAGAUACAUGCUUUCAUUCUGGGAAAUGAUUUCAGCUGAUUGAUGCUGUUCUUUUGUCCGUUUUUCCUUGAGAAGCAAGACCUUUACCAGAUUCCGUGCACAUGAUAUGCGAAUCCCCAAUGUGGUCAUUUUAUGAAAGCCACAUGCCAAUUCUGUGUUCCUGUAUGAAUGAAUGAAUACCUUGUGUUGUGCAAUGGCUCUGUAUGAUCAAUGUUUCAUUGAUUACACUCGACGUCUUUCCAUUUGGGAUCAUUUCUUCUAAUUUCUGGAGUGGUUCCUGGGCAUUGCAACUAAUAGAGUGAGUGGUAUACCCAAGUGUAACAACUGUAGAUAUGUUUUCAGUCGGCAAUAAAAAUUUGAGAAGCCGUGAUCUUUGUCA
Phragmites australis (common reed) is the source of this 2213-nucleotide messenger RNA. Its product is annotated as bifunctional TH2 protein, mitochondrial-like. Bases 95 to 1873 code for a protein of 592 amino acids. The transcript has 7 exons. Gene Ontology annotation, cellular component: cytosol. Lineage: Eukaryota; Viridiplantae; Streptophyta; Magnoliopsida; Poales; Poaceae. The record is from RefSeq and is a predicted model, not a curated record.